Messenger RNA from Entrophospora sp. SA101, 1128 nucleotides. NCBI's taxonomy places the organism in Eukaryota, Fungi, Glomeromycota, Glomeromycetes, Entrophosporales, Entrophosporaceae. The record is from the annotation of a GenBank genome assembly.
AUGUUAGCUUAUUUACAAAAAAGAACUAAACGGCCUAGAAAAAGAUAUUACCAGCCUGUAGGAAUUAAAGAUUUUUUGACCGAAUGUAGUAAUUUAAAGUUGAAUAAACUCGGUGUAGAAGUCGAUUGGGCAAGUUUAAUACAAGAGUAUUCAUUAAGAGAACAAAGUAAAGAAGAAGAAAUUUAUGUUAAUGAGGAAGGGAAUGACAAGUCUCAAAAUGAAUUGAAUAAUAGUGAUGUUAAUCAAAUAGAGACACAAUUAAAAUUAUUAGGCAUUCAAUGUGAAACGACACCUAGAAAUAAUUUAAUUACAAUUGGUUUAAUAGGACAUCCAAAUGUUGGAAAAAGUAGCUUUAUAAAUAGUUUUAUGGGUAAAACUGUUGUAAGCACUUCAAGAACUCCAGUUUUUCCAAGUCUAUUAUCAAAACAAAUCCAGAUUUUAUGUGGACUAUAUCCAAUUUCACAAGUUCAAGAACCUUAUAGUUCUAUUAAAUAUUUGGCAGAAAGAAUUCGCUUAGAGAAUAUAUUGAAAAUUCAACCCCCUGAAACAAAAAAUGAGUAUAAAUGGUCUGCAUGGGAUAUUUGUGAAGCAUUUGCUAUUAAACGAGGCUUCUAUAGUGGAAAAUCUGCAAGGCCAGAUUCUUAUCGUGCUGCAAAUGCAAUAUUGCGAUUGGUUAUCGAUGGUCGUAUUUUGCUUUCUUUUAAGCCUCCUGUUAAUGAUAGUUUACAACAAAAAAAUACAAUUGAAAAAAAUCUUAAGAAAAAAAUUGAAGCAAGUUCCUCACAGAGCACCAAUGAUACUGUUUCUAUUAAAGCUCAAGACAUCACUAGGUUGAAUUCUGUAUUUGAGAAACAAACACCUCAAGAAAUCAGAAAACUACAAAAUGAAAGCAUGAUACCUUUUACACGUCUUCCUUUGACAGCUUUAGAAGUAUCUAAAGAAGAGAGCUACACAACCAUCAUCGAUUUUCCCAAAAGACCACCAUGGAAUUAUGAUAUGACAAAAGAAGAGUUGGAAAGCAAAGAAAAACAUUAUUUUCAAGAAUGGCUCAGCAAUAUAUAUGAACAAUAUCCAAAAGAAGAAUUGAAUUUUUUUGAACAUAAUCUUAACGUUUGGCGUCAAUUGUAA